Eurytemora carolleeae is the source of this 2209-nucleotide messenger RNA. RefSeq names its product V-type proton ATPase subunit B (gene Vha55). Gene Ontology annotation, molecular function: proton-transporting ATPase activity, rotational mechanism; ATP binding. NCBI's taxonomy places the organism in Eukaryota, Metazoa, Arthropoda, Copepoda, Calanoida, Temoridae. The record is from RefSeq and is a predicted model, not a curated record. The transcript has 12 exons. Bases 38 to 1522 code for a protein of 494 amino acids. Gene Ontology annotation, biological process: proton transmembrane transport; ATP metabolic process. Gene Ontology annotation, cellular component: proton-transporting V-type ATPase, V1 domain.
UUAUUCUAUUUUACUAUUUUUUAAUUCCAGAUUUAAGAUGACAGCAACGAUCUCUAUUCGUCAGGGAUUGAUCGAUCAGACUCUAGCGAUCACCAGGGAUUAUAUUGCUGAACCCCGUAUCACCUACAAGACCGUGAGCGGUGUGAACGGUCCCCUGGUUAUCCUCGACAAUGUCAAGUUCCCAAAGUUUGCCGAGAUCGUGAACCUCAAGCUUCCUGACGGUUCAUACAGAGCUGGGCAGGUUUUGGAAGUUUCAGGGUCUAAAGCUGUAGUUCAGGUAUUCGAGGGCACCUCUGGUAUCGACGCUAAGCGGACGACGUGUGAAUUUACCGGAGAUAUUCUCCGGAGCCCUGUCUCCGAGGAUAUGCUGGGUCGAGUGUUCAAUGGAUCUGGGAAACCUAUUGACAAGGGUCCCUCCGUGAUGGCCGAGGACUACCUAGAUAUCCAGGGUCAACCCAUCAACCCCUGGUCUAGGAUCUACCCAGAGGAGAUGGUCCAGACGGGCAUAUCCGCCAUCGACGUCAUGAACUCGAUUGCUCGAGGACAAAAGAUUCCGAUUUUCUCCGCCAACGGUUUACCGCACAACGAGGUUGCAGCUCAGAUCUGUCGACAGGCCGGUCUAGUCAGGCUCCCGGGCAAAUCUGUUCUGGAUGAUCAUCAGGACAACUUUGCUAUCGUGUUCGCCGCCAUGGGAGUGAACAUGGAGGCCGCCAGGUUCUUCAAGCAGGACUUCGAGGAGAACGGAAGCAUGGAGAACGUCUGCCUCUUCCUCAAUCUUGCCAACGAUCCCACCAUUGAGAGGAUUAUCACCCCUAGGCUGGCCCUCACAGCUGCCGAGUUCAUGGCCUACCAGUGUGAGAUGCACAUGUUGGUUAUCCUCACUGACAUGUCGUCUUAUGCUGAAGCUCUUAGAGAGGUGUCUGCUGCUCGUGAGGAGGUACCGGGUAGACGUGGAUUCCCCGGAUACAUGUACACUGAUCUAGCGACCAUUUAUGAGAGGGCGGGCAGAGUUGAGGGAAGGAACGGAUCCAUUACACAGAUUCCUAUCUUGACUAUGCCUAACGACGACAUUACUCAUCCUAUCCCUGAUCUGACUGGAUACAUCACAGAGGGGCAGAUUUAUGUUGACCGACAGCUUCACAACAGACAGAUCUACCCCCCAAUCAACGUGCUCCCAUCUCUAUCCCGAUUGAUGAAGUCUGCUAUCGGAGAAGGAAUGACCAGGAAGGAUCAUUCUGAUGUUUCCAACCAGCUCUACGCUUGCUAUGCCAUUGGAAAGGACGUACAGGCCAUGAAGGCUGUUGUUGGAGAGGAAGCGCUCACCCCUGACGAUCUUCUAUACCUAGAGUUCCUCGGCAAGUUCGAGAAGAACUUUAUUGCCCAAGGGAGUUAUGAGAACAGAACUGUGUUCGAGUCCCUGGAUAUCGGAUGGCAGCUCCUGCGUAUAUUCCCUAAGGAAAUGUUGAAACGUAUCCCGACCUCCAUCCUUGCAGAGUUCUACCCCAGGGACUCCAGGCAUUAAACAUGGAGGACACAGCUCAGGCCUUUGAUUGUCAAUCUGAUGCCUGUACUGCAUGUUCGAGAUGUUCUUGGAUGGACUGUACUUUACUUUUCUUUAAUAUUUUGUACCCUACUGUACUGUACUGUACCGUUCUGUACCGUUCGGUAUCGUACUAUACUGUUCUGUAGUAAAUUCAAUCAACAUUUACCGAUCUGUCAAGUAAAAAUUGUAAAAGCUUAAUUUUUUACAAAUUGUUCAACAUUGCUUUUAAUUUUAUCAUCAUGUUGAAAAGAUCUCUAAGCCAACGAAGAGAAAGAUCUAUUUUCAAACCUUAUUGAAGGUUACAACUGAUUCUGGUGUUUAAAUCUAGUAGAGAUUAUAUUUCAAUUUUUAGAUCAUUUUUAUGAAUUAUUUAUUAUGUGAUAUACUUUAAAAUCCCGGAAAUUUUCACAUAUUAAGCGUAGCACGUUUUUUCUUAUCAAACUGAUUAGAAAAUAUGUAUUUAAAUUUUAUUUAUUUGGGCUGUAAUAGUACUGAAAUGCAAGUGUCCCCUUUUAAAGGAUAUCUUUAAAAAAACUUGUCUGAUUGUGCCCUUUUUGGGACCUAGAGUAAAUAUUUGAUUGUGUACCAUAUGUAACUCUUGCAUUUGAGCUUUUGUCUGAUCAUUUUCUGGUUUUCAAUGUGUUUAAUUUCUGGUAUUGUUUCAGA